Molecule: messenger RNA, 2821 nt
Organism: Fukomys damarensis (Damara mole-rat)
Lineage: Eukaryota; Metazoa; Chordata; Mammalia; Rodentia; Bathyergidae
Gene: Pus7
Product: pseudouridine synthase 7
Exons: 17
Coding region: 163-2145 (660 amino acids)
Biological process (GO): pseudouridine synthesis
Cellular component (GO): nucleus
Molecular function (GO): pseudouridine synthase activity; RNA binding
Source: RefSeq, a predicted model, not a curated record
AUUUUCCUUUGAAUCCAGAAGUUUGCACACCUAUUCUAGAAAAUAUGUUUUCAGCUUCUGGGCCCACAGGAUUGAAAUGAACAAAACAAAUUUUAAAUGGUUUAUAGUGCUAAAGAUAUAAUUUAAGUAGGUUCUUUUAAAUGUUUUCUUGGAGCCUCAAAGAUGGAAAUGACUGGCAUGUCCCUGAAACGUGGGUAUGUUGUGGUCAAAGAUAACGACUGUGUGGGCCCAGCUGAGGAGAUAAAAAAACAGAAGGUCUCGGAGUGCUGUGUGCCCAAAGAUGGAGAUGGGCUGGACAGUGACUGUCUACCCAGCAGUGAAACAGAGCCCAAGUCACCAGAAGUUUUCAGUGAUGGGAAAGAUAAAAAGAAUUCCAGUGCCCAGCUGGAGGAAGAGGAAGAUGGCUUUUCAGAGGAGGGAGAAGAGGAGGAAGCAGAGAGCUUUGCAGAGAUGAUGAAGCAUGGGCUCACUGAGCUUGAUGUGGGCAUCACCAAGUUUGUAAGUUCUCAUCAAGGAUUCUCAGGAAUCUUAAAAGAAAGAUACUCUGACUUCAUUGUUCAUGAAAUCGGAAAAGAUGGGCAGAUCAGCCAUCUGGAUGACUUGUCUGUUCCAGUGGAUGAGGAGGAUCCUUCAGAAGAUGUUUUUUCGGUUUUGACAACUGAAGAAAAACAGCAAUUGGAGGAACUUCAGCUUUUUAAAAAUAAAGAAACAAGUGUUGCCAUUGAGGUCAUUGAGGACACCAAAGAGAAGAGAACUAUCAUCCAUCAAGCCAUAAAGUCUCUGUUUCCUGGAUUAGAGACAAAAACAGAGGACCGAGCAGGGAGGAAAUACAUCGUAGCCUACCAUGCAGCUGGGAAAAAGGCCUUGGCAAAGGUCAGAACUGCAGCAGAUCCAAGGAAACAUUCUUGGCCAAAAUCUAGGGGAAGUUACUGCCACUUUGUUCUGUACAAGGAAAACAAAGAUACCAUGGAUGCUAUUAAUGUACUGUCUAAAUAUUUAAGAGUCAAGCCAAACAUAUUCUCCUAUAUGGGAACCAAAGAUAAAAGGGCUAUAACAGUUCAAGAGAUUGCUGUUCUCAAAAUAUCUGCACAGAGACUUGCUCACCUGAAUAAGUGCUUGAUGAACUUUAAGCUAGGAAAUUUCAGCUAUCAGAAAAAUCCUCUGAAAUUGGGAGAGCUCCAAGGAAAUCACUUCACUGUCAUUCUCAGAAAUAUAACAGGAACUGAUGACCAAGUCCAACAAGCUAUGAACUCUCUCAAGCAGAUUGGAUUUAUUAACUACUAUGGAAUGCAAAGAUUUGGAACAACAGCCGUCCCUACAUACCAAGUUGGAAGAGCUAUUCUUCAAAAUUCCUGGACAGAAGUCAUGGAUUUAAUACUAAAACCUCGUUCUGGAGCCGAAAAAGGGUACUUGGUUAAAUGCAGGGAAGAAUGGGCGAAGACCAAAGACCCAGCUGCUGCCCUCAAAAAACUGCCUGUCAAAAGGUGUGUGGAGGGGCAGCUGCUUCGAGGACUUUCAAAAUAUGGAAUGAAGAAUAUAGUCUCUGCAUUUGGCAUAAUACCAAGAAAUAAUCGCUUAAUGUAUAUCCAUAGCUAUCAAAGCUAUGUGUGGAAUAAUAUGGUGAGCAAGAGGAUAGAAGACUAUGGGCUGAAACCUGUCCCAGGGGACCUUGUUCUCAAAGGAGCCACAGCCACCUAUAUUGAGGAAGAAGAUGUUAAUAAUUACUCCAUUCAUGAUGUAGUGAUGCCCUUGCCUGGUUUUGAUGUGAUCUACCCAAAGCAUAAAAUUAGUGAAGCCUACAGAGAAAUGCUGACCACAGACAACCUUGAUAUUGACAAUAUGAGACACAAAAUUCGAGAUUAUUCCUUGUCAGGGGCCUACCGAAAGAUCAUUAUUCGUCCUCAGAAUGUCAGCUGGGGAGUGGUUGCAUAUGAUGACCCUAAAAUUCCACUUUUCAACACUGAUGUGGACAACCUAGAAGGGAAACCACCACCGGUAUUUGCUUCUGAAGGCAAAUACAGGGCUCUGAAAAUGGAUUUUUCACUUCCUCCUUCUACUUAUGCUACCAUGGCCAUCCGAGAAGUGCUAAAAAUGGAUACCAGCAUCAAGAACCAGACACAGCUGAAUACAACCUGGCUCCGCUGAGGAGUGCUUGCUUUAUCUACAUGCAGACAAGUAUUUGCUUCCUCUUAAGGCAGAGCACUCAUAUGUGGAUCUUGAAUCUUUAUAGUAAAAGAUUAUUUGUAUUUUUUUAAGUUUUUAUUAGCUUAAAUAAUUUGCAGUGUUUGUACAUAUACACAAAUUUUGAGGAUCCUAAUUUUAGCUCAGAAAAUAUAAAUUGGUCAGAAUGUACUUUAGGUGCUUAAAUCAUAGUCAGAAAUAGUUUUAUGUGCUUUAUAAUAAUAACAAUGGACUUUAGUGUGAAUGUAUCAAAUAGCAAUUUUAGGUUGUGCUGCAUAUCUGAAGGACAAAAGGAAUUUUUUUUUGUUUCUCCUAGUCCUGGGGAUCGAACUCAGGAUCUUGUACUUUCAAGGUUAGCCCCAGUGCCACUGAGCUAAAUGCCUGGCCCCUGACAACAGGAAUUCUUAACACAUCAUGAGUGGAGUACACAGCAAGCGUUUUAAGAGCAAAUGCAGCAAAACAAAUUCUGAUUAUGGAUAAAUAACUCGAGAGUCCCCAGUUAUAAAUGUAGUACUCAUACUGAAUCAAAUGAUAGUAAAAUGUCUACAGGUUUAUAAACACAAAAGUGAUUGUUAGCUGGGUGUGGUGAUGCAUGCCUGUGAUACCAGCACUCUGGGAGGCUGAGGCAGGAGGAUCACAA